CACAGGAGGAGGCGGCAGCGGAACCUUUCUCCUCCGCCUCGCUCUCGCUUCCACCCGUGCCCAGUUGGGGACGGACGCACUAGAGGCGACCUAAGCAUGGAGACAGCGGGCGCUGGAACUGGGCAGCCGGCCUCUGGGCUGGAGGCUCCGCGGUCCACGGAUGACCGGCUUUUCCUGGUUAAAGGUGGAAUUUUCCUUGGUACUGUUGCUGCAGCGGGAAUGCUAGCUGGAUUUAUUACAACAUUAUCAUUGGCUAAAAAGAAAAGCCCUGAAUGGUUCAAUAAGGGAAGUAUGGCCACGGCUGCAUUACCGGAAAGUGGGUCUUCCCUUGCCUUGCGAGCUCUGGGCUGGGGCUCACUGUAUGCAUGGUGUGGGGUUGGUGUGAUUAGCUUCGCAGUCUGGAAAGCUUUAGGAGUUCACAGUGUUCCAGCCACUCUGAUGCCCUCAUUUACACCCUGAGCUCUAGGCUCAUGGGCCCACUUGACUGGACACAGGUGCUUGGAUGACCUGCAGGCAUCCCAUGUGUCCCUCAGUGAACUGUCAUUUGUCCCCAACUACAACCUACUCCUGAGUCAUUCUCCCUGUGAAUAGCAGCAUCACCCACAAAGCUGCGCAGAGAGAAAAGCCAGGUGGCCAUUCCUGACCACACUCUUUCUCACCCCUGCAUCUAAUCAGUCACCAAACCUUGCUUUUCCCCGACCCCCACAGCCACUAUAGUUGAUGGCACCUUCUUGCUUCAGAUGAUUCGGACAGCUGUCUCUGUUCUCCCUGCCUCCCCGCCUUGCCUCUCUGCAGCACUUUCUCCACCCUUCUGCCAAAGCGCUCUGGCCUUCACUUUCUCUGGACUUACCAUGCACAUUGCCUUUUUUCCUGUUACCAGGGAUAAAAGGUCGAUGCUGUUGCCAGAGGCCCACCCCUGCCAUUUGGGCAUUAGAUCCUGCCCCUUGUCAUCUACAAGGGACCUUGCCCCCAUCGUUAUCCUCAGCCUUAGCUGAUUGUCACGUGUUCCUUCUCUGCUGCGGUGUGUACAGACAUGUUCUAGUUUAUCCCACCUCUAGAAGUUCUCUCUAGAUAUUCCUUAACCUCCUCCAGCUACCAGCCCAUUUGUCUGCUACCCAUUACACAAAAAAACUUCCUGAAAGAGUUGUCUGUGGUCACUGCCUCCACUUCCUCCCCUUCCUGCUCUCAGUCCAGCUCCUUGCCCCAGUGCUGCACUGGAACUGCUAUUAAGGUUGCCAGUGCCCUCCUUGGUGCCAGAUCUUACUUUAUCUUCUGUUACUUGCCCUCCCAGCAAUGUUUGGCACAAUGGAACCCCAACCCCCGCCUCCUAAAACACUGUGGCUUCCAAGAUACCUUCGACCUCACUGGCCAGUUUGCCUGUUUCUUGUGCCAGCCCCUCCGCUGGCCAGCCUCUCAACAUCAGUGUCCAGUAGCUCCUACUUAGACUCUUCUGUCCUUAGCCCCUUGACUCUUUCGUCCAGUCCCUGCCAUGUUAAAACAAACAGUACAAUCUGAUGCCAUCCACAGAUAUAGCCCCAGUCCUGACCUUCAGAUUGGCCUCUCAGCUUCGUAUUAUGCACCCACACAAGUAUGUCACAAAGGCGUGUCACAUGACCCAUGUCCCAUCUAGAGUGCUUGAUUUCCUCACUUUGUUCCCAACUUGCUCCUCCCUUGGUUUUCCCCAUUUCAUAAAUGCCACCAAUGUGGCAUUUUUUAAAAAGUACAUUGGUCAUUAUCUCCCACCUUAAACAGAGCAAAUCCCUGUGAUUUGGGUUCUCUGUCACUAAACUGCUUGUCCACAUAUACAUCAAGUGCCUCUUCCACUUCAAACCAAAAACUUCGAUGAGAAUCCUCUUAGAUUCUCUCAUUUCCCUUCAUUCCCUUCAUCUGAUGCAUGCAAGUCCUGCUUGUCAGCUCUGCUGCUGAACACGGCCUACCUCCUUCAUCUCUCCCCAUCCAUUCCUCUCUUGCCUGGUGUUUUAAGUUGCCUGUCCAGUUUCCCGGCCUCUUCCUUAUUCCCUCUAGAAUUUUUUUCUCCACGUAGCAGCCAGAGAUAUUUUAAAAAUGUAAGUCAGAUCAUGCUCCUUCCUUCUUUAAAACCCUUCAGUGGCUUCCUGUUGAAGAAGGUUUACAUGAUGUAGCUCACCAACCUCACUGACCUCAUCUUGAGCCACCACAGUUGCCCACCUCAUCUGUCCCCACUGCACUCCAGCCCUGCCAGCCUUCUUAUUCCUUCAGCACACAGGCCUGUUCCUGCCUAGGGCCUUUAUUCUAGCUUUGCCUAGGAAACUCCUUCCCCAGGUCCUUGUAUCACUGGCUCUUUGCUGCUGUCCAGGGUUUCAACCCAAACUUAAUUCACCUCCUCAGAGCAGCUUCUCCAGGUGUCUUCAUUCCCACCACCCAGUUACUCUCUGAAAUUAUCCUAUUUUCUUUUCUUUGUAGCACCUAUUGCAAAACGAGAUGAUAUUGACUAUUGUCUUGUUUUAUCAGUCUUCACAGAAAGAAUGUAAAUUCUGAGAGUAGAGACUUUUAUCUUGGUCAUUGUUAUAUCCUCACACCUGUAACAGUGCCUAAUGCAUUGUAGGUGUUUAGUAAGUAUUUAUUGAAUACAAUCUGAUCACAUCACUUCUACCAUUUCAUUUCAGUGGCUCUCUCUCUCUCUCUGUCUCU
This is a messenger RNA of Piliocolobus tephrosceles (Ugandan red Colobus), 2670 nucleotides long. RefSeq names its product transmembrane protein 242 (gene TMEM242). The record is from RefSeq and is a predicted model, not a curated record. The coding region runs from base 97 to 459 and encodes 120 amino acids. NCBI's taxonomy places the organism in Eukaryota, Metazoa, Chordata, Mammalia, Primates, Cercopithecidae. The transcript has 4 exons.